AUGAUUCAACCAAAAAAAUUAAAAAUUACUGUUCCCUGUACUUCCGCGAACAUUGGUCCAGGUUUUGACGUAUUGGGUGUAACUUUUUCUUUAUAUCUUCAUGUUAUGGUCGAGAUCCUUGAUACCAAAAACAAUACUGCCAAUGCAAACUUCAUAAACAUUACUUAUAGUGGAGAGGGUGAAGAUUCUAUACCAUUAACUGCUGAUAAAAAUCUAAUUACAAAAACAGCACUAUAUGUAUUGGCUUGUAACAGCAUUUCGAAUUUACCAUAUUCACUGAAUAUUCAUAUUGACAACAACAUCCCACUUGGACGUGGACUAGGUUCCUCAGGAGCAGCUGUUGUGGCAGGUGUGAUGCUUGGUGAUGUGAUUGGUAAAUUAGGUUUAACAAAAGAUCGUAUGCUUGACUAUUGUUUGAUGAUCGAACAUCAUCCUGAUAAUGUCACUGCAGCUUUAAUGGGUGGUUUUAUUGCCUCAUAUCUAAAUGAUUUAGAUAAUCAAAAUCAGGAUGAAAAUAUAAUACAUAACUCUGAAGUAUUGUCAUCAUCAAAUAAAGGUAGUAGUUAUAUUAAUAAUGGUGGCGGCAUACAAGAAGGAAAUUCUAUGCCCAAUGUACCAUAUGGUAGAAGUAAAUAUAUAAGGUUAAAUUGGGCAAUUGAAAUCAAAGCAAUUGUGGUCAUUCCACAAUUCGAAGUACCCACUGCCAUUUCUAGAAGCGUACUACCUUCUGAAUACAAAAAAGAGGAUUUGAUCUUUAAUUUACAACGAUUAGCAGUGUUAACCACAGCACUUUCACAAUCACCACCAAACCCUGAUUUAAUAUUUCAAGCAAUGCAAGAUAAAAUUCAUCAACCAUAUCGUAAAGAUUUGGUCCCUGGUCUAUCUGAAAUUCUUACAAGCAUAAAACCAAAAACACAUCCGGGGUUAUUAGGAAUAUGUUUGAGUGGUGCUGGUCCAACGAUUCUUGCAUUGGCGACACACAAUUUUGAUGAUAUAUCAACUGCAAUAACUAAUAUAUUUUCUGAAAAAAAAAUUCAAACUGUUGUUAGAGUUUUAGAUGUAAUCAACGAUGGAUCAUAUCUGAUAAUCAACGAUGUGUUUUUUAAGAAAAUGGAGAAAGCUGUCGAAAAUAUUAAAUUAGAAGUUUGUAAUUGUUAUAUGACUUAA
Messenger RNA from Entrophospora sp. SA101, 1167 nucleotides. The record is from the annotation of a GenBank genome assembly. Lineage: Eukaryota; Fungi; Glomeromycota; Glomeromycetes; Entrophosporales; Entrophosporaceae.